This is a messenger RNA of Delphinapterus leucas (beluga whale), 2439 nucleotides long. Lineage: Eukaryota; Metazoa; Chordata; Mammalia; Artiodactyla; Monodontidae. The record is from RefSeq and is a predicted model, not a curated record.
CCAGCUGUUAGCGUCUUACGCCCAGAGCCCCCAGCUGUUAGCGUCUUACGCCCAGAGCCCCCAGCUGUUAGCGUCUUACGCCCAGAGCCCCCAGUUGUUAGCGUCUUACGCCCAGAGCCCGCAGCUGUUAGUAUCUUACACCGAGUCCCCAGCUGUUAGUGUCUUACCAUACUUGUUCGUUCUUUUCUCUUUUUCCUGAGCCCCGGAAAGAAAGUUGCAGAUGUGAUACCUGAGUGCCUCAGCGAGUGUUUCUUAAAAAUUAGGACAAAUUAAGACGUUCUCUUACAUGACUGCAGCACACUGACCAACAUGAGGAGAUGAGCACUGAUCGACUCCUUUAGCAAAUCUGACCUGGUUCCGAUUUUGCCAGUUGUUUCACUGAUAUCUUUUAUAACAGGAGAAAGUCUCAGAUCACGGGUUGAAUUACAUUGUUGUGUGUCUUUAGUUUCCUUUAAUCUGGUAAACUCUUUAUUUUUUGUGUUAUUGACACAAGUUGUAAUUUGUAAGUUUCUUUUUGAUUUGAAAUUCAACUUUAAGGCUAGGGUAAAAGAGGCUGAAAACAAAGAACCAGUUGGUAUUUUGUGGGGGCACUAGAUAAUUAUUGUUUGAGGGAGAUGGUUAAUCCCAAGUCUCUACUGAAAAAACAUGUUAAGUUCCUCAGCUAUUUUAUGGCCACACCUCCUCUCCAGAAGCUGACUGCACCUCGUGUGGUUCUUGGUCUUGUUAUUCAUGGUCAGGGCAGGAAAACGGUCCGUCUGUGCUUGGAGCUGCCAUUCUGGCGCCCCUUGUGCUGUAGAAGGGGCUGUGGUACCACUCAACAGCAGUUUACCGCCAGGUAAGAGAUGUUGCUGGAGAGGACUUGCAGGUGCCGCCUAGACUGCCCUGCGGGACAAUGCCAACGUCCUCAGCCACAAUUCAGUCUCCUAAGCGUAGGCCUCAUCUGUUGUGAAUAAUUUGUAAAAUUUUUGUUUAGCUGUAAGUAUAAUGAACUCUUGAGAAUGUAAUGUUGCUUUUGAUUAUUGAUCUCCAAUAAUUAGAAAAAGCUUUAUGAUUUAAAAAGUUGUGCUGAAUUACUCUACAUAUCACAAUAAACAGCUUAAGACAACAUUUUCUGACUGAAUAGGGACAGAAGUUUCGUGAGAGGCUGUGGGACCCUCCUCUUGUGGUUUAGAAGAGCCCGUCAGUAUGUUACUUUCGUUUCUAAGUGACAGCCUAGGACCCAGCGUGCUGACAGGUGUCCUUUCCGACAGCCCCUGCGCGGAAUCGGCAUCCUUAAGCAGGCCAUUGACAAGAUGCAGAUGAACACAAACCAGUUGACCUCCGUCCAUGCUGACCUUUGCCAGCUGUGUUUGCUGGCCAAGUGCUUUAAGCCCGCCCUCCCGUACCUGGACGUGGACAUGGUGGACAUCUGCAAAGAGAAUGGGGCCUAUGAGGCCAAGCACUUCCUGUGCUACUAUUACUACGGCGGGAUGGUCUACACCGGGCUGAAGAACUUCGAGCGAGCACUCUACUUCUACGAGCAGGCCAUCGCCACUCCUGCUAUGGCUGUCAGUCACAUCAUGCUGGAGGCAUAUAAAAAGUAUAUUCUCGUUUCUUUGAUACUGCUUGGCAAAGUGCAACAGCUGCCGAAAUAUACGUCUCAAAUUGUGGGUAGAUUCAUUAAGCCUCUUAGCAACGCGUACCACGAGUUAGCGCAAGUUUAUUCCACCAACAACCCCUCGGAGCUCCGCACCCUGGUGACCAAGCAUAGCGAGACCUUCACUCGCGACAACAACAUGGGGCUGGUGAAGCAGUGCCUGUCCUCGCUGUACAAGAAGAACAUCCAGAGGCUCACCAAGACCUUUUUAACGCUGUCAUUACAAGACAUGGCAAGUCGUGUGCAGUUAUCUGGACCUCAGGAGGCAGAAAAGUAUGUCUUGCACAUGAUAGAAGAUGGUGAAAUUUUUGCAAGUAUUAAUCAGAAGGAUGGGAUGGUCAGUUUCCAUGAUAACCCUGAAAAAUAUAAUAACCCCGCCAUGCUUCAUAACAUCGAUCAGGAGAUGCUGAGGUGCAUAGAGCUGGACGAACGGCUGAGGGCCAUGGACCAGGAGAUCACAGUGAACCCCCAGUUCGUGCAGAAGAGCAUGGGGUCACAGGAAGACGAUUCCGGAAACAAGCCAUCCAGUUAUUCCUGAAGCCAGUGCCCCUCCUGAGUUUCAAAGAAGCCUUCUCCGUGUACGGGGCAGGUGUCGGGAAGGCAGCAGGGAGGACCAGGCCCGUCUCACCUAGACACUAAGGCGGUGUGUUUUGUUUUGACGUCUUCGGUCCUGUGUGCUUUCAGAAAACCAUUCUCUCUGCAAAGAAAGGAAAACGUUUUCAAACUUUAAAGCCUGUUGUGGAUUUAUUUAUCCUCAGAUUAAUGUGGUUAUUGCAUUAAAUCUACCUUUUUGUUUUAAAUUA